Molecule: messenger RNA, 264 nt
Organism: Funneliformis mosseae
Lineage: Eukaryota; Fungi; Glomeromycota; Glomeromycetes; Glomerales; Glomeraceae
Source: the annotation of a GenBank genome assembly
AUGCAAAGGGUGAUAUCAAUAGGGGAUUUAAUGAGGAAGUUUGAUUUUAGAAUAAAUGAAAAAGAAGUUAUUUUAAAGUUAAAAGGCAUUUUAGGAAACGUACAAAUGACUGUUGAAGAAUUUGAAGUUUUGAUCCUUAUGAAAUCCAGGAGUAACAGUUCAAAGGCUUCUGACCGACCGUUUACCGACCAUGACCGACCGUUACCAUCCCAUGAAUCCGUCGGAUUUGACCGGACUUUUUAUACAGAAAUCCCUUCAGUCUGA